AUCCAUUUGUGUUGUCAUUCAACUCGACGUCUGUUUUAGUGAUUGUUUUGAAGACAAUGUUUAGCUUCAGAUCUCUUCUAACGAAAGGCGGUCUCAGGACUCCACUCUUGGUUUCGGUUGCGAUCAUCGGUUCCGACCGUUACUUCGCAUUCAAGAGAAGAGAGUCGGCGUCGGGUUUGUGGUCGAAAGGGGUGUCGCGAACGCCGUUUGGUCUGAGAAGUGUGUAUCUGUCGGGCAAUGAGAAGACUGUGAAGACUGUUCAGGAUAUUUGCAAAGAGAAGUUCCCGGCAGUGGUGGCCGUCAGACAACAGGUCAAGUCCGACAAAGACGCCGAUAUUUGGUGUCAUCACAACACGUCUUCUGGAUUUUUCAUCUCUCAAGAGAAGGUUGUGCUCAUUCUGACCACCGCUCGGGCCGUCGGCAACGCAAAGGUGGUGGAAGUGUACAACAAAGAGGGCGAAUAUGGCUAUGGGUUUAGUGUUGUCCUCUAUAUUGAUCCGACUAUGGAUUUGGCGCUCUUGUCUCGUCCUUUCCGUCAUUCCGUUGCCAUCGAUCCGGUCGACUACUCGGGCAAAAAAGAGCGCGUGAAAAUGCCCGCAGUUGGUCCCAACGUCCAGCCAACAGUCUUAACUUUGGCCGACGGGGACGUGCAGUACGCGCAAGACGUGGUGGCGUUGGGCAGUGCCUGGGAUUACAACACUGUUAGCAAAGGCAUCAUUAGUCACCCCAAUAGGUCGGGCGACGACAUCACCAAAAUUGGCAAAAAGUAUCCGUUCAUUACCGAAACAGCCCAUUAUCUGCAACACACGGCUUCGUUCGCCUUCGAUGACUACGGCGGCGCUCUCGUCAACAUGAAGGGAGAUGUUGUGGGCAUGUAUUUCUAUCUGCAACUCAUCGACAACAUCGUUAUGUACUUUGCCAUCAAAACCAAAGACAUUAAGAAAUUCAUUGCUGACGCCAAAGCAUAUCAAGCUAUUCUGGGGCCCGAAGAGUGUCAAAAACGAAUUGCUACAAUCAAUAUCACUGAGACCCGUCGGUCGCCAUUCUAUCCGCUCGAUGCCAAACCCGAAUCCAAAUGA
Messenger RNA from Medioppia subpectinata, 1079 nucleotides. The record is from the annotation of a GenBank genome assembly. NCBI's taxonomy places the organism in Eukaryota, Metazoa, Arthropoda, Arachnida, Sarcoptiformes, Oppiidae.